AUGCAUCUUACCUCGACUCUCGUCAUAGCCGCACUUUCCCUCUCGGGCUUUGCAUCGGCAUUGACCGUACAAGGAGCUCCAGAUGUUACUGACCCUCGGGUCAUUGAGCAUCUCCAGAACCGCGAAAAGCUGAUCACGCUGGAGAAGACCCAUAGACAAGUACGCGAAACUGACCAUGCAGAUCACAUCUUCCGCCAGAGUCUCUCCCCAACUGCCCAGCGCGCAGAUGAGAUCGUCAAGGCAAUCCGUCAAUAUGAGACCGACAACUACUGGCGUGUAGCUGGCACCCCGGACGAUAUAUACAAGGAACGGUUUGCCGGCGAGGUCUUCCCAUUGGCCCGGCCAUACAUCUCGAACACGACCCUCUGGAAGGUGAUUAAGCGCAUGCCAAAGGGAGCUUUGCUACACGCCCACUUGUCCGCUAUGUUGCCGUUUGAUAAACUCGUGGAAAUCAUUGUCCGUACAGAGGGGAUGAUGAUCUCUGCGUCGCAGCCUCUUAUUACAGACGAAGCCAAGUUGAAUGCCACCAUCACAUUUUCUCACAAUAAUGGUACAGUUCCGGUUGAUCAGUCCUCGGUUGACAUUGACUCGGUCGACUAUGUUGCUGGAACGAAAGUUCUUGUCACAACAGCCAUAGCCAACUUUGUCGGUGGUGAAGCGGGCUUCAUUGAGUUCAUCAAAUAUAAGAUGACUAUUCCGCCGGCCGAGUCUAUUCGCCAUGAAUUAGGAGUUGAUGAGAUCUGGAGACGGUUCCAGGAUUGCUUCGGUCCCACUAAUACCAUGAUCCAGUACGAGCCUGUCGUUCGGAGCUUUUAUCAGACGCUCUUCUCGGAUCUGGCGGGCGACGGUGUUAACUGGGUGGAGAUUCGGAGCGGUGGCUCGAGUGGGAAACUUGUACAUGAUGGCCAGGAAGAUGUUGAUCCUAGCCUCGAUGCGUGGUGGACUGUCUUGGUAGAAGAGAUUGAGAAAUUCAAGGCCACCGAGCAAGGUAAGAACUUUUUAGGCGUGAGGAUUAUUUGGUCCGACGCUCGUGGGAAAAACCGCGCUUCGCUUACCAGAAGCAUGAAAAUCGCUCUCCAGAGAAAGCAAAAUUUCCCCGAGCUCUUCAGUGGCUACGACUUGGUUGCACAAGAAGACCUUGGUCGUCCCCUCUCUGAUUUGGCACCAGAGCUGGUCUGGUUCCGCGAACAGACCGAGGCCCUCAACCUUACCAUUCCGUUCUUCUUCCACGCAGGAGAAACACUAGGCGAUGGGAACUCCACAGACGACAACUUGUUCGAUGCGCUCCUCUUUAACACGCGACGAAUCGGCCACGGAUUCUCCAUGUACAAGCAUCCGAACUUGAUCAAGCAAACGAUCGAGCAAAACGUGCUUGUGGAAGUUUGUCCCAUUUCCAACGAAGUUCUUCGCCUGAACACUGAUAUCCUUCACCAUCCCCUGCCUGCGAUGAUUGCCCACGGUAUUCCGACUGCAAUCAGCAACGAUGAUCCUGCUAUGCUUGGACAAGACGUGGCGGGCUUGAGUUAUGAUUUCUAUGAAGCCAUCCAAGCUUUUGAUAACCUUGGCCUCGCGGGAUUGGGAGCACUGGCGCAGAAUAGUCUGCGAUGGGCAAAUUUCGAAGACCAAUCUGACAAGGAGUGGAUUCAAGAUAUUGACCGCGGUCAAGAAGGGACCGGUACCAAGGCCAAGCACAUUCAAGCGUGGAAUGCUGAGUGGGAGGAAUUUUGCAAGUGGAUUGUGGAUGAGUAUGGAUCCAACUACGAGGUAGCGGGGGAGAUGGUCAUGGUGUAA
This is a messenger RNA of Penicillium verhagenii, 1791 nucleotides long. RefSeq names its product adenosine deaminase family protein. Gene Ontology annotation, biological process: adenosine catabolic process; inosine biosynthetic process. The record is from RefSeq and is a predicted model, not a curated record. Gene Ontology annotation, molecular function: adenosine deaminase activity. Bases 1 to 1791 code for a protein of 596 amino acids. The transcript has 4 exons. NCBI's taxonomy places the organism in Eukaryota, Fungi, Ascomycota, Eurotiomycetes, Eurotiales, Aspergillaceae.